AGAUUUCGAAGCUUUAGAGGAUUUCACUAUCUUGAAAGACUUCAGAUCCUGGCAAAUGAUUUAUACAAGGGAAGAAAUCGACAACAUAACUGCUCAGAUAAAAAAGGAAUGUUUCGCUGUUGCUGAAAAUUAUACAGAGGGACUAUUCUGCCCAAGAGAGUUCGACGGGUGGACCUGCCUCAACGCAACUCCUGCCGGCACAGUGCUACAUUUUCCCUGCCCAUAUUUCCAGUUGGGGUUUGACCCUAAACGGACGGCGCAUAGGCCUUGCUUGGAGAAUGGUACGUGGUUCAGGCACCCGGAGACCAACAAGCAAUGGUCAAACUACACAACCUGCGUCGACUUGGAGGAUUUCGAGAUGAGAAACCAAGUCAACCUCAUAUAUAAGGCUGGCUAUAUGAUAUCCUUGGCAGCCCUACUUCUAUCUCUGUUUAUAUUUUUCUACUUUAGGUCCCUAACUUGUACUAGGAUACAAAUCCAUAAGAAUUUCUUCAUCUCUUUAGCCAUUAAUAACCUUUUAUGGUUGAUUUGGUAUGAAGCAGUGCUAGACAACCAUACUGUGAUAAACGAAAAUGGGAUUGUUUGCCAGAUCCUUCAUGUCGUAUUGCAGUACUUUCUGGUUACCACAUACUUUUGGGGAUUCUGCGAGGGUCUUUACCUCUAUACUCUGCUUGUAGUGACCUUCCUCACAGAGUCCAAAGUGAUGGUGUGCCUCUACAUGAUUGGUUGGGGUGUGCCUGCCCUAAUAGUCUCCGUAUAUGCUUCUCUUAGGAUAUCUACCAAUAAGGACACUGAUUACUGUUGGAUCCAAGAGUCCAUUUACCGAUGGACACUCAUAAUACCUGUUGGAUUGUCGAUGAUAGCCAAUCUUAUCUUUCUUAUUACAAUUGUGCGAGUUGUUUUAACAAAACUACAUGCCGCCCAAAAGACAACUCCUAGUAAUUCUUUUAAAGAUAAAAAUGCAUCCAUUAGAUCUAAAAGAAGUACGGUACUGAGUGAUACAGCAUUUUCUGAGAGAACGAAGAAAGCUGUCAGAGCAACAUUGAUCUUGAUCCCACUCAUCGGCCUCCAGUAUGUUGUUAUGAUCGUAAGGCCAGAACAGAAGACAACAUGGGAGUACACUUAUGAAUUGACUGAGGCCAUUGUUGCCAGUUCACAGGGCCUGUGUGUUGCACUUCUCUUCUGUUUUUGUAAUGGUGAGGUCACUGCUGCAGUCCGGAAAAAAUGGAGGCAAUGCCGACUGAGUAAAAAGAGGCCAUGGAAUUCUUGUUCCGGAGUAACUUCAGUGUCGAGGCAUAGAAGAAAUUUAUUAGAUUCUGAUCUGUUAAAUCAGAAGUAGAUGCGUUUGAAUAAUUUUCUGAUGCAAAUCAAAGACUUAAUCCUACUGCUCCUACAACUAGGUAGCGGGCUGGAAGAUGUAUAUAGCGAAAAUAGUUAAAGGAUUCAAUUUAAACAGAGAGGAGCAAAUUGUUCAAUUACAAUUAGAAGAAAAACUGUAAAAUAAUUCUUUAAUUUGUUAUGUCUUUAUAGUAAUGAUUGUUUUAUAAAUUAUGUCAUCAUAGUAAAUUACAUGCUUUUUUUUUACUUGUUUUAGUCAAUCUAGAAUAUAAGCCACAAUAUAUUUUUAUAGAAAUA
This is a messenger RNA of Nezara viridula (southern green stink bug), 1635 nucleotides long. The record is from the annotation of a GenBank genome assembly. Lineage: Eukaryota; Metazoa; Arthropoda; Insecta; Hemiptera; Pentatomidae.